AACCGACUUUCAAGGCCAUUCAUUGGGCGCCUUUCUUUCUCCUCUUCCAUCCCCAGACAUACAGUUUUGGAGAAAAUCCCUACAGUCUUUCCCUCAAUACGAAAUUCGACCACAACACCGAGUCUAGUUGCCAGAAUCCGCCGUCAGCCUGUUCGACAGCAAACAAUUUUCGUUGUGCUUGGAUCGUUCUUCGUGUUCACAUGGGCGGCAAUUUCGACGAAUCUUGAAACGGACGAAUGGGUAGCGAGAUUGACGCGUGGUCAAGGUUCCCGCACCUGGCCGAACACCAUACGCUCAGUAGAUUUGAAACGCGCAGCUGAUAUCUCCCUUGCUCAAGAACUGAGGGACAAUCUCAAGAAGCUCGCGGAUUCGACCGAGGGAUUGCCGAAUGUGAUCAGGAACUUCGUGGUGUAUGGGUAUGGGAGUGUCGCGCAAGCAUAUCUCAACGUGACCGACGGGAAACGGUUAUGCUGGAAGAUCGGGCUACUCAAUGUCGGAGUGUGGCUUGCAUGGAGAUCGAAUGGCCUUCGGUCUUAUAUGCAACGUAAUUUUGCGCACGACGUGUUGUCCGGUAAAUCAAGGACUUUGUUGACUAGCAUACUGAGCUCGCGAUACUCUGUCGUUCUUCUCCUGAACUUGCUCUUUCUGGAUGGAUUUGGUUCUUCGUCUUCUUUUCAUAUGACGAAACGAAUGAAUGAAAGUAUCGGUGCUCCUCUGGAAGCCACGAGCGCAUACCAUUUUCUGGCAUUCUUCGUCUCCGCGGGGCUGUUCUCUGGCCUAGUAUCCCACAUUGUCCACCUCAAAAUCAUCUAUCCCCGAAUGAUAGCUCGCCUUUCGAGACAGGAUAGCCACUCUGCGUCGCGCCCAGACACUUGGGCCGCUGCUUUGCGUACCGCUAAUGCACCAACCCCUCGACUGCGGCUUCUUCGCUUCUUCAGACGUUCAGAAGCCCCAGAAAAUCCGUCGCUCAUGCCUCGAGCUGGAGCCACGGGUGUGCUCUAUGCCAUGAUGAUGUUGACAGCCCUGGGUUUCCCUGACGCUGAGAUCUCUCCAUAUUAUCCACCCAGCUGGUCUCUACCCUUGCAAUGGUGCAUGUCCGUCAUGCUCGUUUUUGAUGUUGUUGGUAUUUGGAGGGGAUGGAAGUUUUUUGACCACUUUGCGCAUCUGGCCGGUGCUGCGUUUGCUGCAAUCUACUAUAACUAUGGGACUCAGUUAUGGAUUUGGUUGCGCAUUAACUCAGUAGACGAACCUCCAUCCAAGAGUAGUCACCCUUCCCAGAGAUCAUAAUCAUCUUGAUUCUUGAUCAUGUACUACUAUCUGUCUUUUCUUCGACCGCCGCCGACGUCCUGUAUUACUCCCUUCUCAAUCACUCCCCAAAUCGCGAAUGAUCUUCGAACGGAGCUUUAUGAGGGCGAACAGGAUAUCUAUUUUUCGUGGAUCUCCGUCGCAAGUGGGGAAGAGACGCGGUCGAUGAAGCUGACCACUUGGCACGGGCAUGCGAGCGCAUACAAGGAGAUUCCCGUGCCCCUCCCGCGGUCGUCUACGAAUGGCGCGUGGAGGCUUGCUUUGAAGGGCAGUGCCAACGCGCCGUUGGCCGUCCGCCUAGAUGCGGCUGAUGAGGUUGUAUUAUCUCCUCACGCGGUGGUUUCGAUGCCCAUUCUCUUGGGCCGGCCCCAGAGCUCCAAAAUCAAGGCACAACUUCAGAACCAAAUAGAGAGAGUCUAUACAUGGGGUGCGGACGAGGAAAACAUCCACAGGGUCGUUGUAACGGAGCAGACCUCCUUUGAUUUGGACAAGGUGAACGACUCUUUGGCCAUCGUAGAUGUGUCUCUGAAGAGGGCCCCCAGAAAAUUUGGGACAGUGGAAUUGGACUGAGCUCCUGGCUUGUUACUCAUCCCCCGGCGUUUCUCAACUCUGUGGAACCAUUGCGUGUAGUGGAACUGGGAACAGGCACUGGCAUUGUGAGCAUCGUUCUCGGAACAUUGCGCCCAGAUUUUCGCAUCGUCGCGACAGAUGUCGGUGAAUACAUCCUGUUCUCGACGCUGUCAUUCCAACUGAUACAGCGCACACACCAGAUACCGCUAUGCCAUUGCUGCAGCACAACAUCAAGCUCAACAGAUCUAAUGUUGAAGCGGCGGUACUCGACUGGGAUGAGGAACGAUUUCCGGACUGCGUGGACCAGUGCGAGGCGUUCGAUUUGAUCAUGUGCGUUCCUGUUUCUUCGUCCGGCAGCACGUAGCAGCUCCAACGCUGUUUCCAGAAUGGCAGAUGUGACUUACAACACGGCCUCAUUUCCAUCUUUGGUCCAGACCGUGAAAGCGUUGGUCAACAAGAGCCCGAACAAAACACCUCAGAUUAUCUUGGGAUACAAGGAGCGUGAUCCUGGUGAGCGUGAGUUGUGGGGGAUGAUGGAGGCUGGUGGCCUUCAUUUCCAGUCUGUAGGGCGAAUCGUUGGAAGCGGUGAAAAUGCUGUGGAGAUCUGGCAGAUGGCGUAGCCAUGGAGAAAUCCGUGGGAGAGAUUAGAGGCCAGAUCCUUGUUCUUCUUUCUCACUUCCAAUCGCCACCAGCAAGCCUGGUCGUGGAGAUCCCACUAUCUGCAACGCUGGAAAUCGACGGCCUCUUCCGUCCCGCAUCUUAUGGCCAUGUCCCACACAACUGCUAUUCCCCUUUCCGUCACUCGGCAAAAGAGACGCGGGCCUCCGAGUCGCUUCUCCGCGUCACCAACUCAAAAUCACCUCGAGAUCAGAGAGAAAGCACCCUUUCGGGUCCCAUUCUAUCACUGUCCAUCAUCCACAAGCUCUACUCAACAGAAAGCGACAAAGCGCACAACUUCUAAUACACUAGCUGUUAGCGCACGGCCUCCUCGUCCCCUUUCACACCGUGCGCCCAGGGAACCACCCACUGCUGUCCCCAUUCGGCGCGGUGGCCAGUCUCGUCCAGUACCAACAUCCGUCUCCUCACGGCAGAAUAAUACCCAGACUAAGCGUCACAAAGCUUCUGGUCGGCCGAGCGAGGCGACUUCAUCUUACCGGGACACAUCCUCUUCACCACCAGUAUCCACUAUUCCGGGUCAGCCACGGAUCGCCAAUGUAGCUGGUUCAGUGUCAAGCGUGACGAAGGUCGCAAGGCUUGAGAGCUCGCUCCCAAGCGACGGCAUUUUGGUCCAAGCCGGCGUGAAUUUUCAGUCAGACAGGCAAGAUACACGAAUUGAGCUAAUGAACACACCGUUCGGGCAAAGACGCAUCAUAAGAGUUGUAGUUCCGCCAUUGGAACAAGGCUUAAAGCCCUCCGCGAAUCCUCAGAUCCGCUCGGAGCUUGAACUGCUCCGUGCUCAAAGCCGAGUGGCAAGACUCAGCUUACAGACGGUCAUAUCAUCUCACUCUUCCCAGAUAUUACAGAAUGGAAAUGCGUUGUUGUUG
Mycena citricolor is the source of this 3419-nucleotide messenger RNA. The record is from the annotation of a GenBank genome assembly. Lineage: Eukaryota; Fungi; Basidiomycota; Agaricomycetes; Agaricales; Mycenaceae.